AUGCAGCUGGCCUUUGAUCAUAUCGCUAACGACUACACCAGAGGAACAAUCGUUUACGCAGAAACAUGCGCUACCAAGUCCUCCAGCAAAGGCUCACAAUCAUGCUUCACCUUAUCCGAGUCUAACCCAACAGUGACCCUUGACUAUGGCACAGAAAUAGGCGGCUUCCCCCUAUUCCAGGCAAAGUCCCUAUUAGCACCAGUACAAAUAGAAGCCAAAUACACCGAGGCAAAAAGCGGCCUGGAAAAUGCAUCUGGCGACGGUCCUUGGACCUUCAGCAAUGGUCUCACCAAUACCUUCCGGGUAGAGACAUUCAAUGUCACCGAACCUGGACAUAUUGAAUCCUAUUUCAUCCAGGGAGGUCUGCGCUGGCAGCAACUGCGCCUACUCAAUGCAAAGGGCAGUAUCCGCAUCUGCGGUGUGGGUAUCCGCUCUUUGAAUGAUCGAACAUCAGUCGAUGCCUUACCUGGUUAUUUCGAAAGUUCGAACUCUUCAUAUAAUGAAAUCUGGGCUCUUGGUCCGCGGGCUGUGCAGCAGGCUUGUAUUGAGAAGGGUGCUGCGCCUUCGACUUGGGAUGUUACUUCUGACGGUGUUCUUUUGCGUGGACAGCAGUCGGCGCAGUCUGUUCUUGGAGCUACCUUUACUAACUAUACGAUGUCGUUUAUGACGAAGAUUCUUCGUGGUGGCACGGGAUGGAGGGUUGCUAACGGUAUUCUCGGCUUUGGUCCUUCGUUCGUUAUUACGACUGAUUAUGCUUCGGAGUCCACAUUCAUCAAUACGAACAAGACCCUUCUGCCUGCGAAUAAGCUUGCUGUGGCCUAUGGGUGGAAUUUGGUCAAUCAGACUAGUUUGGAGGGUGGCCCUGUAUCGUAUUACUCUCUACCUUUUGAUGUAAAAGAGGGAGAAUGGGUCCAGGUUACAACGACUAUAAAGUCGACUGGCUAUGAUGUGUCGAUCAACAAUUCCUCAGCAAUACAUGUUCCGCUAUCGGCCCUUCAGCCAACGUACAACUACCUUGGAUCGGCUGCUGAUGAGUACAGCGGUACAUGGGGAUUCGGACCUUAUCAAGACCAGGUGGCAUAUGUGAGGGAUGUUGAAGUGCACGCGCAGAACGGCACCCUCCUUUAUGACAACCCAAUGACUAGCACAUCUGUUCUUGAAGAAUACGGCGUCAUGCCAAACAGGAACUCCGUGUGUCUGGAUGGUGCCAAGCGAGAUCGACUAGUCUGGUCUGGAGAUUUCAGCCAUACUUCCCGUAUCAUCGCUGCAAGCACACACCGGGAGGAUUUUAUCAAGGGCACUCUUGCCUAUCUACUUGAUAGACAGAUGGCCUCCGGCGAGUUCGCCGGAUACUUCUCCAUGUCCCCUUCUAUGGGACAGUCCUCCAAAUACACCUCAACCUACCAUUCCGUCGGUCUGGAAGACUAUCAACUACUCUUCCUAAAUGCAUUUGCUCGAUAUUAUCUCUACUUCGCAGACAAAAAAUUCCUCGAAAAAUAUUGGUUCCAAGUGAAAACAGGGGUCGAAUCUAUUCUUUCACUAGUCGAUAGCUCCUCAGGGCUGGCAUCAGGAUCUUUCUUCCUUGGCGCUGCAAAUGGCACCGCUGCAUCCUCCCUCCUCGUCUAUACCCUCAAGCACAUGGCAACACUAGCAGACAACGUCGGCGAAGCCGCUACAUCUGCACAUUGGAGAUUCGUCGCCGCGGGCGUCAGUAAAGCCAUCAACAAGAGGCUCUGGAGCAACAAUCUCGGAACAUAUGGUAUCAGCACGACAUCUCUCAACGAGACCUCAAUCGCCGGCACAGCAUGGGCGAUUCUCGCCGAUGUCGCAGACUCAACACAAGCCGAAUCAGCCAUUGCAGCUUUGUCUAGUCUCCGAAAUGGAAUUGGCUACAAGACCCUCUCAACUACCGAAUCUAGCGCAGAGCUUUCACCAUUCAUUUCUGGAUUCCUGCUUGAGGCUCUCUUGAAACAUUCGCGGAAUAUCACCGCGCCCUCGGCUGCCACUACCGCUGCGAUCUCAACUCUCCUCUCGGGACUCUGGCCUGCAAUGAUCGAUAAUGAUGAAUAUUACACCGGUACAAGCUGGGAGUAUGUAUUCCCCGAUGGUCGUCCAGGAUUGGAUUUGUAUACUUCGCAUGCACACCCCUGGGGCGCGGCGCCGACAUUUGUCUUGACGGAGUAUGUUCUCGGUGUUCAACCUACUGCUCCUGGGUUUUCUGAAUGGGUCUUCAAGCCUGCGGUACUUACGCCGGGUGUCUCUUGGGCUAGAGGGAGGGUUCCUACUCCUCAUGGGUCUAUUGAGGCGAGUUGGAAGUUAAGGGAGGAAGUGAAGGAGGUUGAUUUGAGGAUUUGUUCGCCGAGGGAGACUAAAGGGACUGUUUUUUUGGCUAUUCCUGUGAAAUCGGCUAAAAUUAAUGGGUUGAAGAAGGGUAUUAGUUCGGCUGGUGGUUUUUCGUUGGAUGUUACUGGUGGACAGUGUUCGGAGAUUGUGCUUGCGCUUCCACAUAGCUAA
Messenger RNA from Penicillium antarcticum, 2514 nucleotides. RefSeq lists its product as uncharacterized. The transcript has a single exon. The record is from RefSeq and is a predicted model, not a curated record. Gene Ontology annotation, biological process: carbohydrate metabolic process. Bases 1 to 2514 code for a protein of 837 amino acids. NCBI's taxonomy places the organism in Eukaryota, Fungi, Ascomycota, Eurotiomycetes, Eurotiales, Aspergillaceae.